This is a messenger RNA of Ctenocephalides felis (cat flea), 1086 nucleotides long. RefSeq names its product beta-1,3-glucan-binding protein-like. NCBI's taxonomy places the organism in Eukaryota, Metazoa, Arthropoda, Insecta, Siphonaptera, Pulicidae. Gene Ontology annotation, biological process: carbohydrate metabolic process. The transcript has 10 exons. The record is from RefSeq and is a predicted model, not a curated record. Gene Ontology annotation, molecular function: hydrolase activity, hydrolyzing O-glycosyl compounds. Bases 1 to 1086 code for a protein of 361 amino acids.
AUGCUUCAAACCAUCAGUCACAAUCCAGCAUCCAAUGCAAUAGGCGAACUAUUGAGUGUGGAUCCAACUAACGGAAACCAACCGUCAAAAGUUCCUAAUGGACAGAUGCCUGGUACAUCAAAUUCCGGGUCUGGAAAUCAAAUUCGUCAACCUAUUUCUAAUCAAGACUUAGAUGUUAGAGAUAGGCUUAGUAAAGAACCGCCAUCUUGUGAGCCAUCUGCUACUUUCGUACCAGGACAAGGUAAGAUUUGCAAAGACCAGUUGAUCUUUGAAGAAAGUUUUACUUUAGGAAAAUUAGACAGGACAAAAUGGAAGCAUGAUUGUCAUAUGGCCAAUAUUGAUAUGGACAACGAAUUUGUAUCUUAUCAAGCAAAACCUGAAAAUAUUUUCGUCAGUGAUAAAAGUUUAAUGUUUCAUCCGACUGUUUUGAAUGAUGCAGAUUUUGUUGAAAGCGGAGAAUUGGAUCUUGCAAGCACAUGCGGUUGUGCACCAAUGGCAUAUGGCGAGUGCUCAAGGAAGGCCAUGUUCUAUAAUAUAUUACCACCAGUAGUGUCUGCCAUUUUGAAUUUGGAACCCAAGGAUUACAAUCAUGGAUCCGGCUAUAAAUCCGGUGCCAUGAGGAUCGCUUUUGCGAGAGGAAAUAAAGUCCUGAAAUCCCAGGAAACAGAUUACGACUUUGGAUCUUCAGAAUUAAGUGGUGCCUUAUUAUUUAAACACGAUGAUCCUGUCAGGAAUAUCACCGCCAAAGUUUAUAAAAACGUUAAUAAGGAAUCUUGGGCAAAUGCUUUUCAUAAAUACGAACUAGAAUGGACACCCUAUCAUGUAUGUUUCAUAGUUGAUAAUAUCAAAUAUGGCGUAAUAUUGCCUCCAAAAGGUAAUUUUCCAUCUGGACAAAGCCAAGAUGUAACUAAAGGUGAAAAUUGGAAGAAUCAUAUGCCGAUGUUUAGCGAACUGAUGGUUGUUCGUUUAGGCUUAGGUGCAGGAGGAAUUACCGAUUUUCCUGAUGGCACAUCCUCCAGCAGUUCCAAUGGUGACUUUGCACCCAAACCUUGGGAGAAUUUCAAUCCAAAGUCGAUGCUCAGGUAA